Brassica napus (rape) is the source of this 3720-nucleotide messenger RNA. RefSeq lists its product as uncharacterized. Gene Ontology annotation, molecular function: nucleic acid binding; RNA-DNA hybrid ribonuclease activity. The record is from RefSeq and is a predicted model, not a curated record. The transcript has a single exon. The coding region runs from base 1 to 3720 and encodes 1239 amino acids. NCBI's taxonomy places the organism in Eukaryota, Viridiplantae, Streptophyta, Magnoliopsida, Brassicales, Brassicaceae.
AUGGAGGAACUGGAUGCGAAAGGAGAUCGCUUCACAUGGAGUGGCAAGAGAGGCAAUCACUGGGUUCAAUGCUGUUUGGACCGCUGUUUUGGAAAUAAGGAAUGGUUCAAAUUAUUUCCGUCUUCGAAUCAAACUUUCAUGGACAAAAGGGGAUCAGAUCACAGGCCAGUGUGGGUCAAGUUCCGUGCAAUGCAAGAUAGAUUCAGAGGGCAGUUCCGCUUUGAUAAAAGGCUGAUGCUCAGUAUGGAAGUCAAAAAGGAAGUGGAGGGUGCCUGGUCUUGUGCUCGGGGAGAUGGGUCUUUAUCCUCCAAGAUCACAAACUGCAGGAAAGUUCUCUGUGGCUGGAAGAAGAAGCGCAUCUUUAAUGCAAAAGAUAAAAUCAACCUCUUACAACAACGGCUGGAGUGGUUCGAAUCGAAACCGUACCAAUGUCGCUUCAUGGUCAAUAAUCUAAAGAAGGAGUUGAUUAGGGCAUACAAAGAAGAGGAGAUGUUCUGGUGGCAAAAAAGCAGAGAUAAAUGGCUUACUAGAGGAGAUAGAAACACAGAUUUCUUCCACAAUUCAGUCAAGGUAAGACGCUCUUCAAAUCAACUCACAAAGCUAAAGAACAGUCAUGGAGUGGAGCAGCGAUCUGAUGGGGCGAAAGCAGAGGUGGCCAUUGAGUACUUCACUAAUCUCUUCGAAUCCUCCAAUCCUAGUUCGUAUGAGGAUGCUUUUGCAAGUAUGAUCCCGAAGGUGACUGUCAACAUGAACGCUUCUCUCCUUCUCAAAGUCUCAAAGGAAGAAGUUCGUGAAGCCAUUUUCUCAAUCAAACCAGAGAGUGCCCCUGGACCCGAUGGAAUGAAUGGGCUGUUCUUCCAAAAAUACUGGAACAUCAUAGGAGAGGAUGUUACAAAAGAGAUCAUGAGUGUGUUUGAGUCAGGUACAAUGCCUUCAGAAUGGAACUUCACAUAUCUCUGUUUGAUUCCUAAAGUCCCAGACCCGGAAAACAUGAUUGAGAUCAGGCCAAUAAGCCUUUGCUCGGUUCUAUAUAAAGCAGUCUCAAACAUCAUGGUGAAGCGUUUACAACCGUUCCUCAAAGACUUAGUUUCACCCAAUCAGUCUGCGUUUGUGAGUGAUCGCUCAAUCACUGACAAUAUACUGAUUGCACAUGAAGCGGUUCAUGCGUUGAGAACUCACACUAAGACCUCAAAGGAGUACAUGGCUAUAAAAACGGACAUGUCGAAAGCGUACGAUAGAGUGGAAUGGUCCUACAUAUGUUCCCUUCUGAAGGCGAUGGGCUUCGACAGUGUAUGGGUGAACCUCAUAAUGAUGUGUAUCUCUACUGUGACUUAUGCUGUCCUCAUCAACGACCAACCAUUUGGUUUGAUCUCUCCUAAACGAGGCAUAAGACAGGGUGACCCUCUGUCCCCUUUCUUGUUUGUCUUAUGCUCUGAAGGUUUAUCCCACCUUUUGGAAGUGGCGGAGAGAAAUGGCUUCCUGGAAGGUAUGAAAUUUCAUGAAGCUGGGCCAUCUAUCCAUCACCUAUUCUUCGCCGACGAUAGCCUCUUUAUAUGCAAAGCCUCCUGCUCACAAGGAAGAAAUCUGAAGCGCAUCCUAAACUACUACGGUGAAGCUACGGGCCAAGUAAUAAACCUGCAGAAAUCUUCGUUAACCUUUGGUAAUAACAUUCCAGAGUUGACAAAGAUGAGCCUCAAACGGAUAUUUGGUAUUUAUCAAGAAGGUGGAGCUAGUAAAUACCUUGGAUUGCCAGAAUGCUUCUCAGGCUCGAAGGUGGACCUUCUGGAGUACCUCAAGGACAGAACACAAAACAGACUGGAAGCUUGGUAUAUAAGGAAUCUAUCACAAGGUGGAAAGGAGGUACUCAUCAAAUCCACAGCCUUAGCUAUUCCAAGUUUUGCUAUGGCUAGCUUCCGGCUCCCCAAAACUCUUCUCAAAAAACUAGCGAGCAUCAUGGCAAAUUUCUGGUGGAGCUCAGACCCUAACCAAAGGAAAAUCCAUUGGGUAUCAUGGGAGAAGUUAUGCCUACCAAAGAAUCUGGGGGGAAUGGGGUUCAGAGAGCUUGAAUGUUUCAACCAGGCCAUGUUAGCCAAACAGGGAUGGAAUAUGAUCACUCAACCGGAAGGACUCUUGCAGUCCUUUCUAAAGAGCAGGUACUUCCCAACUGGUGAUUUUCUAUAUGCAGCAGAAGGGAUUAGACCUUCUUUUGGCUGGCGUAGUCUAUUACAUGGAAGGGCCUUGCUGAUCAAGGGAUUGCAAAAGAGAAUUGGCAACGGUGAGAACACUUGUGUAUGGACGGACCGAUGGGUGAAUGACCCGGUUGAGGGGCUGAGAGCUUCUUGGAUGAUGAACAAUCACUUUGAGGUUAAUCAUAAGGUAGCUUCUCUUAUUGAUAACACUUCGAAGAGGUGGAAUGUGGAGGCUCUACUUCAGGUCUUUGCGAUAGGAGACAUAGAAAUCCUUUUGAGGAACCAGCCGGCUGUAAACAGAGAGGAUUUCUAUGCUUGGAAAUUCAAUAAAUCAGGAAAAUUCUCUGUGAAAUCAGCUUACUGGCUCGCAUGUGAUACCAAGACCAGGGAGAAUUGCCCAGAGAUGCUAGCUCUUCCCUCUUUGAACCCUCUCAAGGACUCUAUAUGGAAGGUACUCACUGCUCCGAAAAUUAGGAUCUUCAUAUGGAAAUCCUUGAGUGAUGCAAUCUCAGUAGCGGAUUUGCUCAGCUCGAGAGGGGUGAAGAUGGAUAGUCGAUGUCAAAUUUGUGGGAAAGAGGGAGAAUCGAUUAAUCACUUGUUGUUUCAGUGCACCCUUUCUCGUCAAGUGUGGGCUGAAGCAGGCAUUCCACAACCUGAAUUUGGCUUUCAUGAAACGUCUAUCUACCAGAACAUCUCGUACCUGGUGGACUUGAAAAAGAGACGGUUGGGAGUGAAUGAGAACAAAAGAGCUUGGCCUUGGAUAAUAUGGAGGAUUUGGAAGAGCAGGAAUGAAUUUCUAUUCAAAGGGUAUGAGUGGUCUGCAAAGGAGAUAGCUCAAAAGGCCUUUGAGGAUUCGGAAGAGUGGUUUUUGGCUCAGACUAUGGAGGAAGAAAUAACACAAGCAGAGCCUACUCAGGAGAAGAGAGAAAACUUGAAAUGGAGUCCUCCACCAAAGGACUGGACCAUGUGCAAUAUUGGAUAUGAUUGGAACAAACAUUCUCGAAUCUUGGGUGUGGCCUGGGUAGUAAGGAACCACAGAGGGGUGGUCUUAUUUCACAGUAGAAGUUCCUUUGCUCAAAUCCCAAACAAGGAAGAGGCUAGACUUCAAGCCAUUCUAUGGGCAGUGGAGAGUAUGGCUAGUCUCAAACUUAGCAAGGUGGUUUUUGCAGGUCAAUUUAAGGAGGAAUUUGAAGCGGUGAUGAAACCUAUGGACUGGCCAUUGUAUGCGUUUCAGAGCGGGGAGAUCUCAAAGGCUUUACUGGCGGUGAAGGAUGCUCAACUAUUGGUAGUUUAUCGAAAUUCUAAUAGAUGUGCAUCCCUCAUUGCUACAAGUGUAACCAGAGAAAAUCGUCACCAAUCCUAUGUGGCUUCGGGUCCUCCUUGUUGGCUUUUUGAGUUGUUCGUGAAUGAGAGCAGGUUUUGUAAUCUUGAUUGUCUUGGGUUGAAGUUUGGAGAUAUCAAGAUUUCUAGUUGUUUUGGGAUGGGGUUUGUUGGUGCUGUAGUUCGAUGUUGUAUCGUUCCUUCCCUUUGA